AUGCCGCUAUUAGGAACACCUUGUGAACUUGAUGAGGAUUGUGAGGGUACUGCAAAUACGAAAUGCUAUGGUCAUUGUGCUUGUCGACCAGGUUAUAGAGAAAAAGAUAGCAGAUGUGCAACACUUUUAGGCAACUAUUGUAAAAAUUAUGAAGAUUGUUGGCCCGAAAAUUCUGCAUGCAUUGAUAAUUCGUGUCAAUGCCAAUACAAAUACAUUUCUACUUUUAGUGAUAAAUGUGUACCAAUACCAGUGGAAAUUCCUUGCAGUGAUGAUUACGAUUGUAAUAGACUAUACCCAAAUUCAUACUCCGUAGAAAAAAAAUUUACUUGCGUAAGACAAUACUCUACCGCAAAACAAGGCAAGUGUCUUCCACUUCUAGGAGAAUUUUGUGAAACACGGAAACCAAAUGCUUGUGCAGUCGAGAACUCUAUUUGCUAUGACAACAAGUGUAUAUGUAAAAGUGGUUUCAUGGCUAAAUCCAAAGACGAAUGUGACUACAGUGAAUAA
Messenger RNA from Microplitis mediator, 507 nucleotides. RefSeq names its product transmembrane cell adhesion receptor mua-3-like. The coding region runs from base 1 to 507 and encodes 168 amino acids. The transcript is spliced from 3 exons. The record is from RefSeq and is a predicted model, not a curated record. Lineage: Eukaryota; Metazoa; Arthropoda; Insecta; Hymenoptera; Braconidae.